This is a messenger RNA of Melanotaenia boesemani (Boeseman's rainbowfish), 2498 nucleotides long. It is a transcript of the gene tmc4, whose product is annotated as transmembrane channel-like 4. Gene Ontology annotation, molecular function: mechanosensitive monoatomic ion channel activity. NCBI's taxonomy places the organism in Eukaryota, Metazoa, Chordata, Actinopteri, Atheriniformes, Melanotaeniidae. The record is from RefSeq and is a predicted model, not a curated record. Bases 123 to 2201 code for a protein of 692 amino acids. The transcript has 16 exons. Gene Ontology annotation, cellular component: plasma membrane.
CGUGGAUAUGUUGUGUUUCCUUAUGUAGAGCUGCUCCACUCAUUUUUUUGUUCUAAAUUUGUUCUCAUAGUUUUAGCUGUAAUUAUAGAGGCCAACUGGUUGUGUUAAACUCUGUCAGAAGAAUGGCCGGUCAACUACAGAGACAAGGCUCAACAUUCAUAGGUAGUGGUUGUCAAGACGACCAUCCGUCACUCAGAUUACGUCGGAUGUCAUCUAGAGUGUCCACUCAGAAUUACCCCCAGUAUAACUGGAACCAGAUGCCUUCAGAGGAGGGUGAAUCAGGGAUCACUGGUCCAUUGCGAGAGCUUAGGAGCAUCCCGUAUCCCAUGGAAAUGAAAAGAGCUAUGCGGCAGGUGCAACAAAUGCAGGUGCCUGUUCUCUCCAGUGCGGAGUCCUGGAAACGGAACAAGUCCAAAUCCCUACGUAAACUCAGAAACAACACCAGAGAAUUUCUUUAUUUUUUCUCUUUGUGGGGCAAGUCAUUGCAAAAGAUUGGAGGGAACUUUGGAGGUGGUGUCCAGUCUUACUUUCUGUUCCUCCGAUUCUUGGUGAUUCUCAAUUUUUUUUCCUGUUUACUGAUUGCUGGAUUUGUCAUCAUCCCCAGCAUUGUCCUCAGAUCUGUGGGGACCAACUAUGUGAACACAGAUCAGGAAGAAUGCACAGACUAUAACCCCAAUCCUCAAGGCUUGGUGAUGUUCUACAACUUACUCCUGGAUGUACUUUCAGGAACGGGUUUUAUGGAGUAUUCAUUCCUGUUUUAUGGCUAUUACAACAACACCAGGGUGGAGGACGAAAACCUUUCCUACAACAUUCCCCUUGCUUAUCUCUUUACUGCUACCUUCUACUUUGCCUUUUGUCUCUUCUGCAUCAUAGCACGUAUGGGGGCUGCAGCCCGAGUUGCUGUGGCAACAGGAAGCAGCACUGUGGGCAAUUACAGCAUGAUCGUGUUCACCGGCUGGGACUACAGUUGCCUGGAAGAACAAGCUACCAAACUGAAGCAGAAAAGCAUCCACUACCGGUUGCAGGUGGAUCUGGAGGAGGAGCGCAGAAAGAAACAAGCAGCUUCUCUCAAAUUGCAUCAAAAAAUACUUUUACACUCUUUGCGUGUUUUCAUGUUUUUUUUUGCACUUGGGCUCUAUGUAGCAGCUUUCUAUGGCAUCUCUGAGGCCACCAACUUUAGCCAGACCAGGAGCGAGGACGAAGGGAUCUUAGGUUUGAUUUUUGAGUAUCUGCCUUCCAUCGUCAUCACAGCAGGAAACUUCUUGGUGCCUUUGCUGUGUGACCAAAUUGCCUUAGCAGAACAAUAUUCCCCCAGUACUACUGUAAUAAUUGCACUAUUAAGGGCAGUUUUCCUGCGGCUGGCUAGUCUGGGUGUCCUUCUCUACACCCUGUGGAGUCAAAUCACCUGUGAAGGAGACAUAACUAGUCACGAGUGUAAGCAGUGUCAAUACAACCACAAAAAUUACCCGUGCUGGGAAACCCGUGUAGGACAGGAAAUGUACAAGCUGACACUCUUUGACCUCCUCAUCAACAUUGCAAUGCUUGUCCUGGUUGAGUUUCCACGCAGGAUGGUGGUGGACAACUGGUCUUGCAAGCUGUCUCAGAUGAUUGAUCGGCAGGAGUUUGUGGUUCCCUCCAAUGUGCUCGGACUGGUCUAUGGCCAGACUGUGGUCUGGACAGGAGCUCUUUUCUGCCCUCUUCUGCCACUUAUCAACACCAUCAAGUUUGUCAUCAUCUUUUACUGCAAGAAGAUCACACUCUUUCACAACUGUCGGCCAGCCCAGAAGACAUUUCGCUCUACAACCUCCACUGUCUUUUUCUUGGUGGUACUCGUAUUUGGCUGGAUCUUGGCCUUGGUGGUUAUGAUUUAUGGUGUUGCUGUGAUCCAUCCUUCAAUGGGUUGUGGGCCUUUCCGUUUUUUACGCAGCAUGUGGUCAAUUGUUCCAGCUUCUUUCCAAAAUCUCUCUGAAGUUACAAAGAACUUUCUCUUCUUCAUUGGCUCACAAGCAUUUUCCAUCCCCCUUUUUGCAGCAUCCUGCGUGGUGAUGUGCUACUUCAUAUCUUUAGCCGCCGUCUAUGGAAAAAAUGUUAACUUGCUAAGAGCUCAGCUUAAAUUGGUGGGACAAGAUAAGAAGUUCUUAGUCAAGCAGAUUGAGCUGAGUCGUCAACUUGAGAUGUCAAAACACGAUGUACAGGACUGAACACUACCUGUGGACCGUGUCGCUACAACUUUCUAAACAUGUAACAACAUGAGUGUCACAUAAUUCAGCCUGAGUUUUACCAAACAAUCCUGCAACAAGAUUAUUAAAGCAAAGAUUUUUUAAUGAGUUUUGGUUGACCUCAAAAUUAGUUUGUUAAUUUGAAAUUAUUUUGAAAUUAUUAUUGUUAACCAGCAUAAGUUAGUGGUAGAUUCUUAAGCUGUACAAUAUGAUGCUUUGAGUCUUUAUUGUAACAGUAAAGUUUCAAUCCUUAUGACUGUCCUUGAAAAUCGGUGUAAA